AUGGCAGAUUCACAAUUUGAAGUGACAGUGAUUCCUACCAAAGAAGAAUACGGUCGGCUGGUUGAUGUCCUCUGGGCUGCCAAUUUCAAUCCUUACAAUCCUGUCUGGACAGCCGUUCACCCAAUCAGUGGCCACACUGCCGAGGACCGUGUACGCGACAAAGCCCUGGACACCGAAAUCCGUUGGAAUGCUAGCACCAAGAAUCCCUUCUCUCAUCUAAUCUAUGUGAUCGACAAAGAAACCGGCCGAGUUGCCGGUGGUUGUGAAUGGUUUAUUUUCCACAAAAACCCGUUCCCCAAUGGGCCAGAACCCAUUAAGUGUACUUGGUACCCCGAAGGAACCGAACGAGCCGCCUACGCAGAAUGCAUGCUUAGUCAAGCCUUUUUCCCGCGGCAGUCCUGGCUUCAGCGCCCUCAUGCUGGUGUCAAUGCUAUGGGCGUUCACCCAGAUUAUCGCCGUCGGGGCGUUGGGCGGCUUCUUAUGGAGUGGGGACAUGAGAGGAUUGAUCCGCUGGGCUACGAAAGCUUUAUCGAGGGCAGUCCGAUUGGGCGCUGGUUAUAUGAAGAAUACGGGUAUCAGAGGGUGAUGGGUCUACAUGUGGAUUUCGAUAAGCCCAAUCCAAGUGAUGAAUGGCUCAGGUUGAUUCAUGAAUGUAAGCCGCCUGGAAUCUUGCUGCUGUGGAGACCACCUCGUGGAGAAUGGACUGAGAAGGUGCCGCCUGGCCCGUGGGCCGUUACAGAGGAGACCUUUAAAUAG
This is a messenger RNA of Penicillium angulare, 756 nucleotides long. RefSeq names its product GNAT family N-acetyltransferase. Bases 1 to 756 code for a protein of 251 amino acids. The transcript has 2 exons. NCBI's taxonomy places the organism in Eukaryota, Fungi, Ascomycota, Eurotiomycetes, Eurotiales, Aspergillaceae. Gene Ontology annotation, molecular function: acyltransferase activity, transferring groups other than amino-acyl groups. The record is from RefSeq and is a predicted model, not a curated record.